AUGAUUGAUUUCUUGAAACAAAGUUAUAAUGAUCCAAUGCAAGAAAACAUUCCAAAGAACGUUCACGACUUGUUUGUUGAUAUUGCAAUAAACGAAGAUUUAGAAAAACCUGUUUCCACUCAUGUUACUGAUGUUACUACUACAACUCCUGCUGCUGAUACUACUACUACCACUGGUCCUUCUGCUCCUUGUGCUUCUGCUGCAACUUUUACUCUUACUAAUAUUCAUCCUGCUGCUGCUGCUGUUACAACUAAUAACCAUUCAAUUUUGUUUACCAUUAAUGAGGAAGAUGAAGACAAAGUGGAAAUUAAAUAUCUUGCUACCGAAAGCAUCCAUCAUCCUUUGGAUCUAAAGUUUUCUGGCACAAUACCAAAACGACUUGCAAGAGGUUAA
Hemisphaericaspora subhashii is the source of this 393-nucleotide messenger RNA. RefSeq lists its product as uncharacterized. Lineage: Eukaryota; Fungi; Ascomycota; Pichiomycetes; Serinales; Debaryomycetaceae. The record is from RefSeq and is a predicted model, not a curated record. The coding region runs from base 1 to 393 and encodes 130 amino acids. The transcript is spliced from 2 exons.